AUGGACUGCGCUCAAGACGGAUAUUUUUAUCGCUGCUACUCCAAUCGAAGUGCUGGCGAGCUGAGGUCUGGAAAGUAUCACGAUGGUCAUCUACCAUUGACCAAGGAGGAUCGCCUCCAUGAAUUCAAUAUUCAUCGGGAUCGAAACAAUAAACAGCCUACCGCUCUUGUUUCCGUCACCGACCGCCCCCUUGAAGCUCUGCAUCGCGCUCUAGCGAAAUAUUACGACUCCGAUGAAGACCCAGGAAGGAUCUGGAUUGUCAUUAUUAGAGUGCCGGAUGGUGCAGAUAAUAAUGGCCCGCGCCACGCUGGGAGCCUUGCGCAGCAGAUAAAUCUAGAUGCUGACAUCUUCCAACAUGAAUAUGUUUUUGAAUGGGAAAUUCCUCAGCAAUACGUGGAGCAUGUUGUUUCUGUCAGGACGCUACUUGGCAGGCGAAUUGGACGCAUAAUAGACUUGGGCUUUCCAGACUUCCGAACGACGCGAGACGCCUUGGUCAAGGGAAUCCUGGAUUCUGACGACGCUUACGGCACAGGGCGUUUGCUAGGGAGUUUGGCUCAAGCUUUUGGGACUGGGACAUACACAUACGAAAUCGCAUUGCAGACUCUUCAAAACUGUCUGAGUGUCGGUAAGAUCGAUGAAGAUCACCAGUAUGUCCAUUAUGGUGGAGGUCUUUGCAGGAGUCUUGGGUUUAAUGCUAUAUGCUCUAUUGAACUCGGGAUCCAGGAUCAGCUUGACUGGUAG
This is a messenger RNA of Penicillium egyptiacum, 741 nucleotides long. The record is from the annotation of a GenBank genome assembly. Lineage: Eukaryota; Fungi; Ascomycota; Eurotiomycetes; Eurotiales; Aspergillaceae.